Nilaparvata lugens (brown planthopper) is the source of this 2868-nucleotide messenger RNA. Its product is annotated as modular serine protease. The transcript has 14 exons. The record is from RefSeq and is a predicted model, not a curated record. Gene Ontology annotation, biological process: acrosome reaction; proteolysis. Gene Ontology annotation, molecular function: protein binding; serine-type endopeptidase activity. NCBI's taxonomy places the organism in Eukaryota, Metazoa, Arthropoda, Insecta, Hemiptera, Delphacidae. The coding region runs from base 171 to 2222 and encodes 683 amino acids.
ACGAUCAGACUAUCAAAAGAGCGAAUUACUGACCAGCAGUGUCCAAGUGCCUUUGCCUGUAUGGGCGCUCGCUCCCCAGUAUUAACCAACUGAAUCCAUGUAGUGUUAUCCAGCAUAUAUUAUCAACAAUACAACAAUAUAUUCUAUCUAGUGCCAUACAAGUGCGUGUAAUGUUUUGUGGGAGAAAUAUACUUAUCGCAGCCGUUUCAAUACUUCUAGUUCAAGAAUUUUCUAUAGCAGCUUCUAUAAAUUCAACAAAUGAGAGAGAUAAAAGACAGGCAUCAAGAUGUCCAGGGAAAUUUGAGUGUAAAAACAGCCAUUGCGUGAAGCAGUUUGACAUUUGUGAUGGAACAGUAAACUGUGGAGAUGGAUCGGAUGAAUGGCAAGCCACUUGCAUCAAGCAUAACAUCAAAUGUCCAAAAGGAUCGUUCCGUUGUGCAUACGGCGCAUGCGUGGACUCGGUCAAGAAGUGCGAUGGCGUCAGAGACUGCGCAGACAACUCAGAUGAGCUGCUUCUGUCUUGUCCAGGGGUCAAGUGGCUCAAUGGAAACUACCCAGAAUGCAGAGGAGACGAAUUUCAGUGUCGAAACGGACAGUGCAUUGACAAAUAUUCGGUAUGCGACGGUACAACUGACUGCACAGACCAGUCCGAUGAAACAGUCACACAAUGCAAUAAUGAAAAUUUCGGGUGUCCGAAGAACUCGUUCCAGUGCGCAUACGGCGGAUGCGUGGACCAGAGUGCGCGUUGCAACCGCCGCUUCGACUGUGCGGAUGGUUCUGAUGAGGACGAAGCACUGUGCGGCACUUCGCCUCCAGCCGGGCGGCCCACUCUGAAACCUCUGCAGCCAUCGGCAUCGGUCCCUCAGCAAACCACGCCCAUCGAGCUAGCCUUGCCCACCGCCAGGCCCACACCCAGGCCCACACCUAGGCCCACUCAGCCGCCACCCACCCGGCCACCUGUCACAGCGUCCAGUAAGGAUUGCCUGGUGCCCUCGUUUCCAAACACAGAGUACGUGCUGGCCACGUGCGAAAACAACUGUCAGCUGAGACCCAACGAUGUCGUCAACGGUGUGGCUGUUGUCAACAUUGUCUGCAAGGAGCCUUACAUCAAGCCCGACUCAGUCAUCGACUAUAUGUUCUGCUUCAAUGGCAUAUGGAGGCCCGAGAAUCAUGCGUGUGUUCAAACGUGCGACCCGCUGAUAUCGCCGACGCUGGUGUCGACGUGCACCCUGAAAGGCGAGAAGGUGCCUUGCACGGGACGGAUCCGCCCCGGCACCCUGGUGCGGCACCAAUGCCAGGCUGGCUACACGGAGCGUGGAGGGCUGCCGCUGGUCGAUAACGAGUGUCUCCCCACCGGAAAGUGGUUGCGUGUCGCUAGACAGAGCUGCACUUACAGAUGUGGCGUUGUUCAGACUGAGAGUGGACCAGAUAACUCGCCAUUGAUAAGCUAUGGAGAGCAAGCCAACAUACUCUACCACCCAUGGAACGCUGGUCUCUACACUAGAGGCGAUUCAAGCAAUUAUGAACACAUUUGCGGAGGAACUCUGAUAACACCGUACCUCAUACUCACUGCUGCCCAUUGCCUGCAUAGGAGAACCGGACAACAGAGGGAUCCGGCGCGUAUGAAGAUUGGCUUGGCCAAGUAUUACAGGACUUUCAAUGACCCCCGCGACAAGGAUGCCCAACUCAUGGAUGUUGAACGAAUAAUCGUCUCAGAAAUCUAUGAAGGAGCUGACCUUCACUACAACUACGACCUUGGAAUUAUCGAGAUGAAAAAUACAGUCAGACUUUCGCAAUACGUGAUGCCAGCUUGCCUUGCCACAGACAGCAAUUUCAGACUGACAUCGGAUAUGCUGGGAACUGUUGUUGGAUGGGGGUUAACAGAAGAUAACUUGCCCAGUCCAACAUUGCAGAAAGCACGUCUUCCUUAUUACACCCAGGCCGACUGCAGAGACAAGCUGCAACAAAUCGCACAGAACGCACAGAGCACCUACAUUUCAAGAGACAAGUUUUGUGCUUUUUAUACAAAUGGAACAAAUGUGCAGCAAGGUGACAGUGGAGAAGGCAUCACCUUCGAGUUCUCCGGUCGACAGUAUGUGUUCGGUGUAGUGAGCACCCAAGUGGAGCACAAAGUGUCCACAUUCACCGAUUUGACCAACCAGUUGCACAAACGGUUCAUCGAAGAUGUGCUCCUCAGCAUACGCAAUAAAUACAAGCUUUAAAUAUGUUAUCUUUAGUGAGGUUCACGUUGUAAAGUCAGCACCCGAUUAAAAUAUUGGUGUUGCUAACCACCUAUCCUUGUCUGUCAUUAGACAAAACAGAUAGCUCCAUCCUAUUCUACCUCUACACUGUUGCCAAAUCGACUAUAAAGUAACACAAUGAACCAUCAAAAUAUUUUAUCUACAAUAUGAAAAUUGAUAAUUAUUGAAUCAUGAGAAAAUAUAUUUUAUAAACAAAUACCAUAUGCCUAAAUUUGAGAUAGAGUUGAUCAUUAUUAAAAUCAAAAAAUCAAAAUAAUUGCUAAUUACAAAAUCAGCAAUUUAUAUAGAAGCACAUUAUACCGGAAUAAAUUGUAUCACAGCUAUAUCUUAUAUAGAAAACAGUGGUAACAGAGAAUUGGCUACUCUGUGGUCCUAUCACUUCCAUUGACUUUAUAACUUGAACUUCACUAUAAAUGAGUGACGUUAUCUAAAUAUCUUGUUUCAUCAUCUAAUAUGUGAUGUCAACUAUGAUAAGGACGUCAUAUCUAAAUAAGUGACAUCAUCUAAAUAAGUAUCUUGUUUUUCUCUAUAUCUUUGUUGUUAGAUUUUGAGCUAGUGAAAUUCUAUUGAUAAUUUCUUGAAAUAAAUUAAAUUUUUAUGAAAUAUU